AUGGGGCUCAAGCUGUCCUGCCUGAAAGGCUUUAAAAUGUGUGUCAGCAGCAGCAGCAGCAGCCAUGAUGAGGCCCCCGUCCUGAACAACAAGCACCUGGAUGUACCCAACAUCAUCAUCACCCCCCCGACCCCCACGGGCGUGACGCUGCCGAGAGACUCCCGGCAGACAGUCUGGCUGGAUGAGACGGGGUCGUGCCCAGAUGAUGCAGAAAUGGACCCGGAAGCUUGA
Messenger RNA from Orycteropus afer afer, 231 nucleotides. The record is from RefSeq and is a predicted model, not a curated record. NCBI's taxonomy places the organism in Eukaryota, Metazoa, Chordata, Mammalia, Tubulidentata, Orycteropodidae.